UCGCUUUACAACACUUAAGGAAAUCUCUGCCAAACGUAUUUGUUUAUUGCUGUUUUUAUUGAUAUUUGGCGCUUUAUUUAUGUCAAUUGAAAAUGUCGGACAAUGAAUACGAACGCUUUGAAAUCACGGACUAUGAUUUGGACAACGAGUUCAACAUUAACAGGCCACGUAGACGCCACACUAAGCACCAACAAAUUUACGGCAUCUGGGCGGACGACAGCGACAAUGAAGGCGAGGACGAAAGCAGCGGUCGACGCGGUAGGCGUGGCCUGGGCAGCGGCUCCUCUGGCAAGCCCAAAGAUUACACGGCGCCAGUAAGUUUUGUGGCCGGCGGCAUACAACAAGCCGGCAAGAAGCAGAAGAAGAAGCAGGAGGAAAACGCGGCCAGCGAUGAAAAUGUGGACAGCGAGGCGGACGACAGCGACGAGACGCGUCCAUCAUUUGGGCGCAAACAGCCGCAGCUCAUGGACAACAGCGAUGCCAACAGCUCAGAUAGCUCUGCUGGGCCGGAGGAGCAGCCGCCGCAACAGCCAACAAUACGGAACACAGCGGGUUUCAGGCACACUUCGCACAUACCAAGCAAUAGGAAUGUUGGUGCCUGGGAGCAGCAUACGCGUGGCAUCGGCGCCAAGCUGCUGCUGCAAAUGGGCUAUGAGCCCGGCAAGGGUCUGGGCAAGGAUCUGCAGGGCAUCGCACAGCCAGUGCAGGCGCAUGUGCGCAAGGGACGCGGCGCCAUUGGCGCCUAUGGUCCGGAGACGGCAGCCAGCGUGGGCGGCCAGCCGGCCAAACCGCUCAAGCUCGACGAGGAUGUGCGCGAGGCCAAGGAGUUCAAGGAGCAGCUAAACAAAUGGAAGAAGGGCGGCAGCAGCGACACGCGCGAAAAGUCCAACAGCAAGCGCUACUACUACAAGUCCGUGGAGGAGGUCAUUGCCAAGGGCAAGAAAUCGGAUCAUCUGCUCUCCGAAAAGCUGAGCAAGCGCCUGGGCAAUGUGCCUGUCAUCGACAUGACCGGACCGGAGCGCCGCGUGCUCAGCGGCUAUCAUGCCUUGGCUCAGAACAAAAUCACGCCCGAGGAGACGCUGUACGAUGCGCAGGCUGGCGAGGAGAAGGGCGCCACGCCCGCCUCUGUGUUUAGCAUGCCCGAACUGACGCACAAUCUGCAGCUGCUGGUGAGCCAGUGCGAGCAGGAGAUCAUUGCCAUAGAUAAGUCGGAGCGCGAGUGCGCGGAUCGGCAGACGGCGCUGGAGCACGAGCAGCACCAGCUGCUGGAGCUGGUCCAACUGGAGCGCAAUCACAUGAGCACACUGGAGGCGGCGCUCUCCCGACUCGAGCAGCUCAGCGAGAAUCCCGAGCUGAGCCUGGCGCAGGCGGAACGGCUGUUCCUGGAGCUGCAGCACGACUAUGCCGCCGAGUACAAAGAGUUCGGCCUCGCCGAUCUGGCGGCGGGCGUCAUUGCGCCGCUACUGAAGCGCGAGCUAAGCGACUGGCAGCCAUUGGAGCAGCCCACCCAGCCGCUGCAGCUGAUCAAGCGCUGGCGUGGCAUUCUGCAGCAGGACGAGCCCGAGCUGCUGGAGCAGCAGUCGCGCAACGUUUUCGAUCCCUACUCCUCGCUGAUCUGGGCGGGCGUGAUGCCCUCCUUUAGAUCCUGUGCUGCCAGCUGGCAGCCCAAGGAGCAUGCGCCGAUGGCCGCAUUGCUCGAUGCUUGGGCGCCGCUGUUGCCCACUUGGGUGCUCGACUCGGUGCUGGAGCAGCUAGUGUUGCCGCGCCUGACGGCGGGCGUGCGCGAUUGGGAUCCGCUAACGGAUGUGGUGCCCAUACAUAUCUGGAUUCUGCCCUGGCAUGCCAUACUGGGCGCCAAGCUGGAGGAGUCCAUCUAUCCGCAGAUACGCAGCAAACUGGGCGUGGCACUGCAGGCCUGGUCACCGCAGGAUCGUUCGGCGCGCGCCAUGCUAACGCCCUGGCAGGCCGCAUUUCCCGAGGAGCAGCUGGUGCAAUUCCUGCUGCGCCACAUCAUACCCAAGCUGCAGGCGGUGCUCGCCGAGCUGGUGAUCAAUCCGCUGCAACAGAACCUCGAGCUCUGGCAUCAGGUGUGGGAAUGGCACGAGCUAAUACCCGCCGCGCAUAUGGCCCAGCUGCUGGACAAGCAUUUCUUUCCGCGCUGGAUGCAGGUGCUGGCCAUGUGGCUCAAUCAGUCGCCGGACUAUACCGAGAUCUCGCGCUGGUAUGCUGGCUGGAAGAGCAUGCUGAGCGAACCGAUUCUCCGGGAGCCCUGCAUCAAGGAGCAUCUGCGUCGUGCUCUCGAUAUGCUGCAUCGCGCCACGGAUGCGGUGCUCCAACCCACAACUGCCCCGCCGCCGCCCAUGCCCCCAGUUGCGCCCGCUUCUGUGCUGCUCACACCCGUGAUGCUCGUCGAUGUAAUGCCGCCCGCUCAGCUGGAGUUCAAGGAGCUCGUCUCACAGAAAUGCGCCGAACUGGGCAUCAUAUUCGCACCCCUGCCCGGUCGACGGGAACUGGGCAAACAGAUCUAUCGCGUCGGCAAACUCUUCUGUUACAUCGAUCGCAACGUUUGCAUGCUGAGCGAUGUCAGCUUUACGAAUUGGCAGCCCGUGGCACUUAAUCAACUGCUGGAGCGUGCGCAGACGGGGCUUCUCUAGUCAUGAUUAUUGUUAGAGACACAAAAAGGCUCCCAUCGUACCCCAUUACAUAUGUUAAAAAUAACUCUUGUUCAGUUGUAUAUUUCAUAAUUGUAAAAUAAAUUUAAUAUA
This is a messenger RNA of Drosophila montana, 2765 nucleotides long. It is a transcript of the gene sip1, whose product is annotated as septin interacting protein 1. Gene Ontology annotation, biological process: spliceosomal complex disassembly. Gene Ontology annotation, cellular component: U2-type post-mRNA release spliceosomal complex. The record is from RefSeq and is a predicted model, not a curated record. The transcript has 3 exons. Bases 93 to 2654 code for a protein of 853 amino acids. Lineage: Eukaryota; Metazoa; Arthropoda; Insecta; Diptera; Drosophilidae. Gene Ontology annotation, molecular function: nucleic acid binding.